GUGCUGCUAAUCCUUCGUAUUUCAUUUCAUUGUCAUCAUGGAGAAAGGGAUGACUGUUUUCCAAGAUGUGUUCAGAAGGGCUGAUAAAAAUGAUGAUAAUUGCCUCUCGCUGGAGGAAUUCAAAUCUUACUUUGGGGAUGGCAUACUGACUGCAGAUGAGCUGGAAGAGUUAUUCAAUAAGAUAGACACACACAACACCAAUAACAUUGAUGUCGGGGAGCUCUGUGAAUAUUUCUCAGCUCACCUGGGACCAUUCAAAGAGAUCUUUGGGGGAGUGGAGGACAUGUCAGUAUUUGUUUCCUCAGCACUACAGCAAACAUCACAGGUAUAUCCUGAUAAGUCUUUUGAUGAUCAGUUCACUGUGCGCGUCCUGCUGAAGGAGGUGUCGGGGCAGCUGUCUUCAUUGAUGAGAAACAUUGAUGCAGCCUCAGAUCACAUGGAGAGAGAAGCAAUGACAGACAGGGCACCAAUAUCUCAAGUAGCCAUCAUUGAGCCAGUGGUCAGUUCGUCCGCAGGAUGGGUGGCCAGGAGGGCCAGACGUCAACUAUCCACUCAGACCAGUGUACCAGCUGAUGGUAUUAGCUCUCUGACCUCUGAGGUCAAUCGACUGGCUUGCCUUUUGACCCGCCUUGAGCAGAAGGUCAAGAUCAAUCCUGUUGAUGAGGAAAUUGUAUCUGAUGAAAGCAAGGCCAACUUGGCUUUCUUGGUGAGCAGGAAGUUUACAGCCAUUGAUGAAAAGGACAAGGAUUUUCGCAGCAACCUUAGGACUUAUGUCGAUGCAGCAGGGAAAGUUGACGGAUGCACUACUGUGAGUGUAAGGGCCUUCGCUGGAACCUCACAUUAUGUCAUCUAUGAGAUCUGGGGGACAGAGGAAGACUGGAAAACCCAUUUUGCAAGUAAUGCUUCUAAGAUAUUCCGUCGUGAGAACGUGGAUCUAUUGGAUCGACCGGAGCAGCUUUCAUCCAUGGCCAUACCAGCUAAAUGGAUCAUGACACAAGAUUAAAUGUUGGUGAGCAUAUGAAAAAAACGCCAUCAGCAUAUUUUGAUUAUCAACAGCAUUAAAUGAAAGAAAAACGGUGAAUGAUACUUCACACUGAGCAGUCAUUAUAUUCCUCCUUACCGGUAUAUCUGUAAAUUAUGGAAUAUCUAAAGGGCAUUUUUUGAAAUACCGGUACGUGAUAUAAAUCAGAGAGAUUGCUAAACAUUGUAGACAAAAUUAAAGUAUUAAUGGUAUACAAAAGUAGGGAUAUUACAAAAUCAUAUAUGCACUAUAAUUGCCCCUUUGUUUUAUGAUGUGUAUCUAUAUCCUGUGUGUAAAACAUAUUUAUCUUCAUACAGUGGACAGAAGACCAAAUUGUUAUAUGUAAAAACAGGCUGGAAUUUUGACACAUAACUUGAAAUAUUUAUUCGUGUAAGUUUAUGUAGAAUAGUUAAAUGCCAAUAAGUAUGUACAUGUGUUUAUACUCCAAAGUACGUUUCAAUGAAGUUGCAUUCUGGAGCUUAUACUUAGAAAUAUGCAAAUGAAGUUACAUGUGUCUUGUAGUCAGAGACUUCACUUUUUAUCAUUUUCAUAUGCAGCAAUACACGUUAACAUUUUGUUUUGAUUACACCUUGUUUUGAUUAUUUUGAUGAACCUUGAUAGGAAUUCAUUCUAUCUUUUGAUGGUUUACAUACAUGGGUAUCUUGAACAAAAAUAAAGAGGACCAUCUGCAAGUGACAUUUGAUACACAACUAUAUCAUAUACCGGUAGGUAGUCUUUUCAAACCAGGGUGCUCCAAUUAAAUUGCUAGAGUUUAGUUGCUAAUGGCCAUAUGGGGGCAAUGUCAGAUAAUACUUUAAAGUCAUCCUUGCCUAGUGUAGCUUAAAUCAAUUUCCUAUCAUGCAUUUCUUUGUAUUAUUACAAGUUCAUGCAUGUUUAAAAUAAGAUUUUUGUAUGACAUAUACAUGUAUAUAUAUAUAUAUAUAUAUAUAUAUAUACCUUUAAUAGGUUUGAUAUAUAUUUACGGUACAUUAUUUGUAUGGUUUGGGGGCCAGUAUGAUACUCUAGUCUAGCUUUCUAUGAUUUGUACUAUACAGAUGCAACUGUAAAGCACAAAUCUGACUUUGAUAGUACUCGUUUGUAAAUAUUUCGAAAUACACUAGGGUUGAUAACGCCAGUGUGUAUUAGGUAUGUCUUUUAUUGCACAAAAUGUAUGUACAUCGCAAUACUGCACAAAUAAUUAUUUCACUUGUAAAGUAGCGUAUCGAUAUGUAUAGGUAUAUGUGAAACUAACAAGUGCUCUUGCUUCAAGAAACUAGAUCUACGUGCUUUAAAGAUUAAAGAUAAUGGUAGCAGUGUGUGAUUCUUUAUUUUACCUUUAAUAUAGUUUUGAUGUGGAAUGGCUCAUACUAUGUAAAAGUAUGAAAGGUUUUAAUUAUUCCGUCAGAAAUUAGUCUUGGUAAAUAAAUUGUUAGAAUAAUCAAUUUCGUAUCCAUCAAUAUCAAACCAGUACUUAAAAUUAUUUUGAAGCUCAGUUGUAAAGAAGAGUUCUAGUCUUGAUACAUGUAUUUAUAAGGUGAAAUAAUUAUUUCCAAUCCAUAUUAAUAGCAAUACAGUUCAGUAUCUGAAAGGUUGGAGUAUAUCUUUUGUAUUGAAGGUUUUUGUUUGUUGUUGAAACAGUUCAUUCUACUUUAAACUUUCAUUGAUCUUCAUUAUGUAAUAAAAAUCAAUUACUUUCCUUUUAAUCCUUCAUAUUCAGAUGUCUUUCACCUGUAAUUUAGCACUUUAGGAUAAAUUAGGUACAUUAUGGAGGUAACGAACUUGUGUCUGCUUUAUUGUGAUGUGUCUGUAACUAUUAUGUGUGAUGAAAUAUGUCUGUAACUAUUAAAUAUAAAAGGUAUUUUAAAAUUUAUUAUUAAAUGAUAGCAGUUGAUAUCUUUA
Strongylocentrotus purpuratus (purple sea urchin) is the source of this 2920-nucleotide messenger RNA. Its product is annotated as N-terminal EF-hand calcium-binding protein 1. NCBI's taxonomy places the organism in Eukaryota, Metazoa, Echinodermata, Echinoidea, Camarodonta, Strongylocentrotidae. The record is from RefSeq and is a predicted model, not a curated record. The coding region runs from base 38 to 1003 and encodes 321 amino acids. Gene Ontology annotation, molecular function: calcium ion binding. Gene Ontology annotation, biological process: regulation of amyloid precursor protein biosynthetic process. The transcript is spliced from 11 exons. Gene Ontology annotation, cellular component: cytoplasm.